CAACAAGAGGUACAGCACUUUUAUUUUGCUGCGCUUUUUACCACAAAUUACUGUGGUUUAACUAACAUCAUAGGGAAAUGCCCUCAGAAUGGAUCAUCAUUGUACCCAAUUUUAGAGGGUCCCCUUAAACAAGAUGGCAACCCCCGGCGCGUUAACAAGGUGCUUGAAGCAGCAACGAUGUAACCUGUUGCUUGGACACCGGGCGGUAGUGGGAGGACCCACCACUGAGUUGAGAACCGAUUUUCAACCAGUCACUCCCUUCUCAAAGAUGGCCGACCUCACUUCCCUCACGCAACAUAGACGUUUCCAGUCACUUCCUGUGAAUUUGAGGUUACUCUGAUCCAAGACUACUGGCGAGACCAAAGUCAAGAUGGCAGCUACAUGCUUUCAGAAUUAAAGGUUAGUGAAGCCAUCUAUUUCCCCUACCCUCUUCAGUGAAAAUGGUCUUUCGCAUCUGGCUGUUCUUUCUGGAGGCGUGGUUGCCAGCAGUCAAAAUGGCUCCUUUCUGGAAUAGAUUUAAUAGGAAGUGAAGCUAUGACGGCGAGGCGUUGCCCAGCCUAUCUUUGGUAGGCGUUGUCAGAGUUCGUUCUUUCUGCCCACACUAGACAUGGCGCUGGCCAGCGUGUUGAAGAGACCGCUACCGGUGAACCAGCCCGGGUUUUUCGGGCUCGGGGGUCGUGCAGAUCUGUUGGAUCUGGGUCCAGGGAAUCCCAGUGAUGGGCUGACACUGGCCGUGCCAGGCUGGGGUGUCCCAGAGGAGCCAGGAAUCGAAAUGCUUCAUGGAACAACCACCCUGGCCUUCAAGUUCCGCCAUGGAGUCAUAGUUGCGGCCGACUCCAGGGCUACAGCAGGUGCUUACAUUGCCUCCCAGACGGUGAAGAAGGUGAUAGAGAUCAACCCAUACCUGCUGGGCACCAUGGCUGGGGGCGCAGCAGAUUGCAGCUUCUGGGAACGGCUGUUGGCUCGGCAAUGUCGAAUCUAUGAGCUUCGCAAUAAGGAACGCAUCUCUGUAGCAGCUGCCUCCAAGCUGCUUGCCAACAUGGUGUAUCAGUACAAAGGCAUGGGGCUGUCCAUGGGCACCAUGAUCUGUGGCUGGGAUAAGAGAGGCCCUGGCCUCUACUACGUGGACAGUGAAGGGAACCGGAUCUCAGGGGCCACCUUCUCUGUAGGUUCUGGCUCUGUGUAUGCAUAUGGGGUCAUGGAUCGGGGCUAUUCCUAUGACCUGGAAGUGGAGGAGGCCUAUGAUUUGGCCCGUCGAGCCAUCUAUCAAGCCACCUACAGAGAUGCCUACUCAGGAGGUGCCGUCAACCUCUACCAUGUGCGGGAGGAUGGCUGGAUCCGAGUCUCCAGUGACAAUGUAGCUGAUCUGCAUGAGAAGUAUAGUGGCUCUAUCCCCUGAAAGAGGGUGGAUGCAGCUGCUUGUGUUUCUUGGGGUGACUGUCAUUAGUAAUAAAGAUACAGUGACCCAUCCUCCAUCCUAUUUAUAGUGGAAGGGUCUUCAAUUGUAUCAACACUUUUUAAGCUCUGGCACAUUGACCUCUAUGUGUUACCAGUUGUUAAUGGGCUGCUGCAGAGGUGACUAUUUGUUUUACUUUCUUGGAUGUUAACAUUACUCACUUCUCAACCUCA
Molecule: messenger RNA, 1629 nt
Organism: Cebus imitator (Panamanian white-faced capuchin)
Lineage: Eukaryota; Metazoa; Chordata; Mammalia; Primates; Cebidae
Gene: PSMB5
Product: proteasome 20S subunit beta 5
Exons: 3
Coding region: 608-1399 (263 amino acids)
Cellular component (GO): proteasome core complex
Molecular function (GO): threonine-type endopeptidase activity
Source: RefSeq, a predicted model, not a curated record